This is a messenger RNA of Caenorhabditis elegans, 252 nucleotides long. It is a transcript of the gene ZK470.4, whose product is annotated as ABC transporter ATP-binding protein. The transcript has a single exon. The record is from RefSeq and is marked reviewed. The coding region runs from base 1 to 252 and encodes 83 amino acids. NCBI's taxonomy places the organism in Eukaryota, Metazoa, Nematoda, Chromadorea, Rhabditida, Rhabditidae.
AUGAAAACUUUUUUCGAAGAAGCGACUCAGAAAAAAGGAGAAGCACGGAGGCAAAAGGCAAGCGACCAGGUCAGCGCCCGCGCCAUGAGCAAGCAAAACGAGGAGCAAGAUCAAACCAUUAAACCGCUUGACCCUGAUAUUCCAAACUAUAGACUCCGAAAUGAUAGAGGGAUUACUGACGACUAUGAAGUCAAGGAAAAAAAAAGAACCACAAUGAUCAAAUAUCAUAUGAAGGAUUUAAAUCUUUUUUGA